Messenger RNA from Australozyma saopauloensis, 1455 nucleotides. RefSeq lists its product as uncharacterized. Bases 1 to 1455 code for a protein of 484 amino acids. Gene Ontology annotation, biological process: protein quality control for misfolded or incompletely synthesized proteins. NCBI's taxonomy places the organism in Eukaryota, Fungi, Ascomycota, Pichiomycetes, Serinales, Metschnikowiaceae. Gene Ontology annotation, cellular component: cytoplasm; mitochondrion. The record is from RefSeq and is a predicted model, not a curated record. The transcript has a single exon. Gene Ontology annotation, molecular function: ATP binding; ATP hydrolysis activity.
AUGAAUUUACAUAUUAUCAGGUUCACACGUCGUACGUGUCUCCGAUUUCAGCUCUGCAGACGGCUCCAUGCGUCGCUCUUGGAGGCAAACCCGAUCCAAGCAUACGAUGCCCGUGUGGCUCAGGGAAGGCUAGAAAAUGAUCCAUAUCAAAGAAAAAUUCUUUCCAGUCUCUCUCAGUUGCACAUGAGUCUUGGCCACUAUGUACCGCCAACUGUGGCGACGCCUGAUGUAGAACUGUUAAAGCCCAAAACGGGACUCUCAGGAUACUUCCUGAAACUCCUCAAUCGCGAAAAAUCCGGUAAUUCGGCAGGGGAAAACUCUGUAAAGGGUAUCUAUUUGUAUGGAGACGUCGGAUGUGGGAAAACCAUGCUCAUGGACUUGUUCUACCUGACUGUUCCCAAACAUCUCCCCAAGAAACGCAUGCAUUUCCAUCAAUUCAUGCAAAAUCUUCAUAAACGGUCGCAUCAGCUCAAACUUGAACACAACCAUAUGGAUUUGGAUGUGAUCCCGCUUCUCGCAAGUGAAAUCGCCCAGAAUUCCACUGUUUUGUGCUUCGACGAGUUCCAGGUCACCGAUGUCGCCGAUGCCAUGCUACUUCGAAGACUUCUAACGUUGCUUUUAAGCCCCGAAUAUGGUGUUAUUUUAUUUGCUACGUCAAACAGGGCACCUGACGAUUUGUACUUGAACGGUAUUCAGAGAGUCCUGUUCAUUCCAUGUAUUCAGCUUAUCAAGAAGCAGACUAAGGUGAUUUAUUUGAAUUCUCCUACAGACUACAGAAAAGUGGCCCGUCCCGUGCUGUCUGUGUACUACUGUCCAAAACCGGGUGUGAAAUAUCACAGCAAGACGAAUCUUGCCGCCUGCCGGAAACACGUAGAAACUUGGACCAACUACUUCAACCAGGGUGAGGGUUCCGGGCCCCUUGUUGAAAACGACACGCUUACUGUGUGGGGAAGACAGCUCAAUGUGCCAGUAAGUCGUAGACCGUUAGUAGCGCAAUUCACCUUUGAAGAACUCUGUGGUCAAAACCGAAGCGCAGGCGACUACUUGACGCUUGCCAGCGCCUACCAUGGCUUCAUCAUCCGCGAUAUCCCGUACCUCAGUAUCAAUGUAAGAGAUAAGGUACGUAGAUUCAUCACGUUCCUCGACGCGGUCUAUGAUGCGCAUGGAUGUAUCGCUACAACUGCCGCCGCCCAGUUCAAGGACUUGUUUGUGGAGCCCGAGGAUGUGAAGGCUGACAACUACCAACUUUUCAAGAAACAGAGCGAUAUGGGUGCAGAAGAGACAUUUGAGGACGACGACUUGGUUGUGAAACACGGUUUCGACAAGCUGGUGGCUAAGAAGGCUUCGAUGUUUGUCAAUGACGAGGAGAAGUUUGCAUUUGCCCGGGCGCUAAGCCGUUUGACCCAAAUGGGCACCACAGAUUGGCUCGAGGCACCCCGCGACCUCCGCCAAUAG